CAUGCUGCCCGUGUGGUUCGCGGACGCCGGCCCCGCCGCCCGGGCCGCCUACCUGGCGGAGCAGAGCGAGGACUGCCUGUUCCUCAACCUCUACGUGCCCGCGGGGGCGCCCGGAGCCAACGCUCGGAAAAUCGCAGACGAUAUCGCGAGUCCUGACCGCGGGGACGACGAAGAGGUGCGCGACCCCGGCGGCCGGAAGCCCGUCAUGGUUUACAUCCACGGCGGGUCCUACAUGGAGGGCGCCGGGAACAUGGUGGACGGCAGCGUGCUGGCCAGCUACGGCGACGUCAUCGUGGUCACCGUCAACUACCGCCUGGGCGUGCUCGGCUUCCUGAGCACGGGCGACCAGGCCGCCAAGGGCAACUACGGCCUCCUGGACCAGAUCCAGGCGCUGCGCUGGGUGGAGGAGAACGUGGGCGCCUUCGGCGGGGACCCCAAGCGCGUGACCGUGUUCGGCUCGGGCGCCGGGGCCUCCUGCGUCAGCCUGCUCACGCUGUCCCACUACUCGGAAGGCCUGUUCCAGAAGGCCAUCAUCCAGAGCGGCACCGCCCUCUCCAGCUGGGCCGUCAACUACCAGCCCGCCAAGUACGCGCGGGCGCUGGCGGAGCAGCUGGGCUGCGCCGGGAACGCCGGGAACACGCACACGCGAUCGUCAUACGUGUCGUCCUACGUGUCCUCGGACCCCGCGUCGUCGUCGUGGGACUCGGCCGAGGCCGUGUCCUGCCUGCGCCGGGCCGGCUGGCGGGAGCUGUCGCGGCCCCGCGUGACGCCCGCCCCGUACCACGUGGCCUUCGGUCCCGUGAUCGACGGCGACGUCGUCCCCGACGACCCGCAGAUCCUCAUGGAGCAGGGCGAGUUCCUCAACUACGACAUCAUGCUGGGCGUCAACCAGGGCGAGGGGCUGCGCUUCGCCGACGGCGUGGGCGCCGCCCCGGACACGUAUGACGCAUACGGUACAUACGACCCCGAAAACCCCGAAAACACGGAAAAAAACCACGAAAACACGGAUUAUACGGACGAGAACACGGAUGAAAACAACGAUUUCCGGGGCCGUCAUGGCCGCCGCGGGGACCCGGACGAUGCGGAAGACGGUGACCGGGGCCGCCGCGUGGACCCCGACGACACGGAAAACCGAUACCGGGAGAACCGUGGCCGCCGCGUGGACCUGGAUAACACGGAUGAUGACACGGAAAACGAUUACAGGGAUAAUCAUGGCCGCCGCGGGGACCCGGACACGGAAAACCCUUCCCGGGGUCAUCAUGGCCGCCGUGGGGACCCUGACGACACGGAAAACCGAUACCGGGAUAAUCAUGGCCGCCGCGUGGACCCCGAUAACACGGAUGACGACACGGAAAACGAUUAUCGCGACAAUCAUGGCCGCCGCGUGGACCCUGAUAACGAUUUUCGUGAUUCCCGGGACCGCCGCGGCCGCCGCGUGGACCCCGACACGGACACGGAAAACGAUUCCUGGGACCAUCAUGGCCGCCGCGCCGACCCCACGGACCCAGAACGCACAUACGACGACACGUAUGACGACGACGACGACGGCGUGUCCCCCGCGGCCUUCGACGCCGCCAUCGCGGCCUUCGUGGACCGUCUCUACGGCGACCCCGGCGGCGACUCCGGACCCCGCACGGCGCUGCGCGAGACGGUGAAGUUCAUGUACACGGACUGGGCGGCGUCACGCGUGUCCUCGCCGGGGUGGCGUCGGCGCACCCUGGUGGCGCUCUUCACCGACCACCAGUGGGUGGCGCCCGCCGUGGCCACGGCCGACCUGCACGCCCGCUACGGCUCGCCGACCUACUUCUACGCCUUCGCGCACCGCUGCGACCCCGCGGGUGACCCCGGUGACCCCGGAAGUGAUCCCGCCGGAAGUGACCCAGGAAGUGACCCCGGUGACCCCGGAAGUGAUCCCGCAGGAAGUGACCCCGGUGACCCCGGAAGUGAUUCCCGGCGCCCCGGAAGUGAUUCCCGUGACCCCGGAAGUGACCCCAGGGGCGGGCGGCGCCCGGCCUGGGCCGACGCGGCCGCCCACGGCGACGAGCUGCCCUACGUCUUCGGGGUCCCCCUGCUGGGCCCCCCCUCCUCCUCCUCCUCCUCCUCCUCCGCCGACCUCUUCGCCGCCUGCAACUUCUCGCGGGGCGACGUCAUGCUCAGCGCCGGGGUCAUGACCUACUGGACCAACUUCGCCAAGACGGGGGACCCCAACCGCCCGGUGCCCCAGGACACCAAGUUCAUCCACACCCGCCCCAACCGCUUCGAGGAGGUGGCCUGGACCAAGUACGACCCCCGGGGCCAGCUCUACCUGCACAUCGGCCCGCCCCGCGUGCGCGACCACUACCGCGCCACCAAGGUGGCCUUCUGGCUCGAGCUGGUGCCGCACCUGCACGGCCUGCACGACCUCUUCCAGUACGUCUCCACCACCACACGCACGCGCCCCCUGCAGCGGCCUCCGCCACCCCCGACGCCGCCGCCGGCGCCACCCACCACCCCCCGGGACCCCCCGGCACGCGCCGCGGCCUGGCGGGGCGGCGCCGCCUCCAAGCUCUUCCACGCCACCCGGCGCCCAAUUUCCCCGGGCCACGCCCAGGGAGGCGGCCACGGGCCACGGCGGCCCCGGGCGCGGGUUCCACGGCGGCCCCGGCGGCCCGGCGAGGACGCCACGGUGCUGAUCGAGACCAAGCGCGACUACUCGACGGAGCUGAGCGUGACGAUCGCGGUGGGCGCCUCGCUGCUCUUCCUCAACAUCCUGGCCUUCGCCGCGCUCUACUACAAGAAGGACAAGCGGCGGCACGAGACGCACGGCGGCAGCAGCAGCACCGGGACCGGGAUCACCGGGUCACCACGGGUCGCCAACCUCGCCGCGAAGCCCCCGGCGGCGGUGGUGACCUCCCCGGUG
Molecule: messenger RNA, 2899 nt
Organism: Peromyscus leucopus (white-footed mouse)
Lineage: Eukaryota; Metazoa; Chordata; Mammalia; Rodentia; Cricetidae
Product: neuroligin-3-like
Biological process (GO): chemical synaptic transmission; modulation of chemical synaptic transmission; presynaptic membrane assembly
Cellular component (GO): postsynaptic specialization membrane; synapse; cell surface
Molecular function (GO): neurexin family protein binding; signaling receptor activity
Source: RefSeq, a predicted model, not a curated record